Electrophorus electricus (electric eel) is the source of this 5624-nucleotide messenger RNA. It is a transcript of the gene tmem198aa, whose product is annotated as transmembrane protein 198aa. Gene Ontology annotation, cellular component: cytoplasmic vesicle; plasma membrane. Lineage: Eukaryota; Metazoa; Chordata; Actinopteri; Gymnotiformes; Gymnotidae. The record is from RefSeq and is a predicted model, not a curated record. Gene Ontology annotation, biological process: positive regulation of canonical Wnt signaling pathway.
GAAUACACAAUCCAGCUGGAAACACGAGAUCAAACUGAAACGGCUGGGAAAAAGAACCGUUAUGUUGAGACCCCGACCAGUGGGAACGAACUGUUUAACCUAAUCAUGGUUAAGAGAGAGAUCAAAAGGUUUUGUGGUCGUUUCAACCAAUGGUAACGAUCCAGUUCACCAUAAAAAUACUGUGGUCGUGAGAAAUUCACCUGUUAUGAUUCCACAGCAGUUACCGUUAAACUAAGCAAAGGUGUUUGUAUGUUGUAAAUACGGAAUGUGCUUGUGCUUUGAAAAGGAUGUUGAGCUUAAUUACGGUGUUUGAGCUCGAACAAACACCGUACCGAGGAAAUUCGAACUCUUGAAUGAGCUGUGGAGGAGAAGACUCCACUACAAAUACCUUCCGGUUCUUGUUGUGUAUGAGGCGACUCUGGUGUUCUGUGCAUUGGAGUCAGUCAACAACCAGUAGCAGCAGCAGCUUUCUGGGCAGCUCUCUGACCCUUACAUUAGUUUGCGUUUGCCCUGCUGGUCCUGGGCAGAGAAUGAAGCCCUAAUCUGAGAAAGCUUGUCUGGCUCCGUCUUCUUGUUGGCCCUGAGCAGCUAUUCGGAUCCAGCUGUUCUUCAGUGGGAGAAUCCCUGUCUUCUCUCCGGCCUGCCACCUCCCGUUGCCAUGACAUCCAUGGCCCAGCUGCUGGCCUUUAAGAUGGCCCCACCCUCGCAGGAUGCGAGCAUGGAUCGUCCAAUAAGCUGCGACGAGGAGAUCGAGCGGCACUAUGAAGUGGUCCCUUCUGUCGUGUGUUCCAUGUGCUGCCUGUUUGGCAUCAUAUACUGUUUCUUUGGAUACCGCUGCUUCAAGGCCGUCAUGUUCCUCACUGGCCUGAUGUUCGGCUCGGUCAUCAUCUUCCUGCUGUGCUACAAGGAGCGCGUGCUGGACACGCAGCUGAGCGUGGAGGCCAGCGUGGGCAUCGGCCUGGGCAUCGGCACACUGUGCGGCCUGGUCACCAUGCUGGUUCGCAGCGUGGGCCUCUUCAUGGUGGGCCUGCUCCUGGGCCUGCUAGCCGCCCUGGCGUCGCUGGUGGUGCUGGAGGAGUUCUACCACCCGCGCACAGUGUGGCUGCCGCUGGGCGUGUUGCUGGGCUCGGGCAUGUUGUUCGCCGUGCUGGCGCUCCAGUGGCAACGAUGCUUCACCACACUCUCCACCGCUGUCUUCGGCUCCGCCGUGGUCACCGUCACCGUGGACUACUUCGUGGAGCUGUUUGCGCUCACGCGCUACAUCUACGAGCGCGUGAAGGUGGCACCAGCCCGGCCCGUGUGCUGGUACACGUGGGUGGUGAUGGGCGUAUGGCCCGUGCUCGCUGUGCUGGGCGUCCUGAUCCAAUGGAAGGUCACAGCCGAGGGCUACUCACACACGGAAGUCUUCAUCAGUCACCAGCGGAGGCGGGUGCAGCUGAUGAAGAUUCGCCAGAAGGAGGAGAGGAGGGAGACCAGGAAGAGGGCGACGCGGAAGAAGCAGCCGCAGCCCAGUGCCGAGCAGCGGCAGCAGCAACAGCAUAAGCAGCAGCCCAAGUACCACCACCCCCCACAGGCUGGCACCCACCCAGCUGCCGCUGGCCCGGCUAAGCUCCAGCACCCAGAACCCACCUACCGCAGGAAGCCCAACCCCAUACGCCGCUACAAUGGAGACGUGCUUUCCCCGAGCUAUAUUCAGCAUUUCCGGGACAGACAUGUGGAUAGGCGGGGCUACUCUCACGGUAGACUGAUUGGUGGCUCUCACAUGGUGGACAUGGACUAUGAUUGUGGCUCUCAGGUGCCCCUGACGGCCCAUACUGGCCCUGCAGGGCGAGUGUGACCCCACCCAGCACUGCCCAUGGGCCCAGUUUCCCAAUAGUUACUUUUGUUGUUCAGAGGCCAAGAGGAAUUGCUUUUAUCCUGAAGACCCACGUGCUACGGCACUUCCCUGCUGUGUAAUAGGAGGCCAGUCGAGGCAAGUUGUUUUUGCAAAUGACCUUUUAAAGCACAGCUACAGAUGGUGGUAGUUUCUCCUCCUCCGGUGAAUUUCACAUGCGGCAGCUGAGCGCCAGUGUGUGGGCACGGUAUGUGUGUCUGGCCCUCUGAGGCUCCCUGGCCCAUUAUUAGCCUGGACGCAAGCAGAGAUGUCUCAGUGCUAUCGCAGCCAUUUUAAAGAAGGGGCGUUUUUCAGACUGAGCGCAGGACCAAGCAUCACACGACCCUGCAACCUUCCCGUCUCCGUUCAGAAUGCAAGUUCACUUCUGUGACACCAACACAUGGAUUUACAGCUGCACUCAAUUAAUGAAAGUUUGAUGUUUACAGCACAGACAGGGCCAUGUGUACUUUUUUACCAUAUCAGAAAGCAGGGCGCCUUGUUUGUCAAGACUGAUGGCCAGAUUCUGUGAACACUUCUAAGUGAAGUCUCCCUCUGUUUACUGGAGAGCCAUUUUUGAAUCCUCUCCUGCCAAGCAUGUACCUAUAGAUGUUGUGAGUCUGGUGAUGGUUUACCUUGGUCAGGCAACGUGUGAUGGCUGAACAAGGGCACCGUUGUUCAGUGACAUUCAGUGAAACUCCUGUAGAUGUUUUGUGGUGGUUUUACGACGAUAUGGCUGAACCAGUUCCUUCUAAUGUCCCAUAGGCACAAGGUAAAGCCUUAGAAGAUUGCUGCAGUGUCUCACAUUAGAACCACAGGGGACAAGGCUGCAUAGGAACUCAAUCAUGCAAGCAGAAGUGAACAGUAAGGAACUUUUGUACAGCUUAAAAAGUCCUUGUCUACUGUGAGGGUUCUGAAAGGUCCUGAUGGAAGAUGUCUUAGGCUACGUUCACACACACAGGUAAAAGUGGACCAAAUCCAAUUUUCUGUAAGCCAAAUCUAAUUUUUUGUAGAGCUGUUCAUAAUAUCUUUUUAAUGUGACCUAUAUCUUACAUUCGCCUGAACAGUUCACACUCCUAAACUGAUCCACAUGUGCAAAAGAACAAUGCCUCGUGUUCUUCAGUGCUUCUAGGUUUCAGUAAUAGUCAAAGGCUCAUGUUAAUCUGCAUUUCAGACUGACUGACAACUUGUAAACAAAUCAUUAUGAAAACAUGGAGUGAUUGUGGCAAGUUUUUUGUUUGUUUGUUUGUUUGUUUGUCCAAUCAUUGAAACACUCCCUCAUUUUUGUCAUCAGUCUUUCCUUCCCUUCACCACAAAUUUAUAAUGAAAGGUGAGUUGGACUGAUGUAAAAAUGACAUUAUUUCUUUUACCUGCUGUGUGAAUGUAGCAGAGUGAAAAAGUGGAGUUUUGCAACGGUGGGCCAGCGACAUUAAACAGGGACUGCGUACGUGUGAGCAUAUGUCCGACAGUGUGCGUUUGUGGGCCUGUGUGGGUGGGGUAAGGGUUGACGUGUGUGUGUUUGGAUAUGAGGGAUAAGGAGGUCAAACUACACAUUUUUUUGGAUAGAUUUACUGCCUGUUUACACACGGUCUACCCCCGUUUCACAGUGGCAGAUGAGUAAGAUGUCUUCAGUCUGAUCUCUGCAUUAAGAUGAGCUGAAAGGCUGGUCCCCCUCUGUUUGCUAUGUCUUUCACCAUGCCAGCGUCUGUCAGGAGGUGUCUUGUUCCUCCUGUGCCUUUUGUACAUUUAGCUUUAGAAUGCUGUACAUAUUCAUACAUGCUGUACUUAUUCCUACUAGUGUUUGUUGUCAUGGUUUGUUGUGCUUGUGGGUUUGUUUUAACCAAUUGUUGCUUAAUUACAGCUGAAUGCUGAUUUAAAUGUUAUCAUGUGUCUGUUGGGGUAUAAUUUAUUUCUAAUUUAUUUUAAAAGAUGAUACUUUUGUCUAAAGUCAAUUGAUGGGUGACUGAAGUUGGAUGAAAGGUAUCAACAGGAGAAGAUGAAUUUGAGCCAUUAUUAUUAUUAUUAUUAUUAUUAUUAUUAUUAUUAUUGCAUGUGUUUGUAAAAACCUGGGUAUGAUAAAAAGUGCAUCAAAAAACAUGGACUUUUUAUUGUGUGUGUGUGUGUUUGUGUGUGUGUGUGUGUGUGUGUGUGUGUGUGUGUGUGUGUGUGUGUAUGUGUGUGUAUUUCUAUUUUUCUAUUUUGGCUCAACUUGGACCUUUUCAGCAUGCACAGUGCAUGGAAACCUACUAUGUAAUGACUUGAGGGUAAAACCUAAAGGAGAAGAUAUGCUUAACUAGGGCUGAACUGCACAAAACUGUAUUCUUUACUGAAAUUAAACGUGCUUCCCCUUACAGUAUGCAGAGUCUAAUGUGAAAUCACAUUGAAGUAGUAUAACGUUCCUGCUUUUCUUUAUGGAAGAAUACUGGCAUGAGAUGUGACUAUAGAUGUUAUGUUUCAAAUCUACAUUAUAAACGUCCACUGACAGGUGGCCACCUCGGCUGAAGAGGCGGUAAUGGGCCUUUUUUAGGGUAAUUACACCCUCCCGGUUACUGUCCGAAGUACUACACCCUGUUGCUAAUUGUCCCCCCUCUCCAGAAGCCUAGACCAGGGACAAAAAAGAGCACUUGUUCUACCACAACAGAACCCACAGAAAGAUGUGCAUCUCUAGUCCAGUAAUGAGAGAGGGAGACUGUGUGUGAGAAGGAGAGAGAUCAGGCGACAGGCAAGAGGCACCCAAGAAAAACCAUUAGCCAGGUGUGUAUGAGCAACUCUCGUACACCCCGGCAAGAAAAAAAAAGGUUUCCUGCAGAAAUGCUCCAGCUGGGGUUGCUUGGACACGCCAGCCCUAGCUGUUAUCUCGGCCACGCUUGUCGUGUGGUCAUUUGGCCUUGGUUGUGCGGCAGUAUGCUCUGAUCAGAUGGUGUGGCUGCAGGAAGCAUUCUGAAGACGUGCCUGAGCUCUCCCUCGGCCAGUGAGGCAGCACGUGUGUCUCUUGUGGAUAAGGAGAGGUGAUUAUGUGCAGCAGUAAGAAGGAAAGGUCACAGUGGGAGAAGAAAAGGACUCAUGGUGUCAUGGUGUCCUAUGCAUGCAUUCGGGCUCUGGCCUUAUGGGUAGACAGUUGGCUGGUGAAGUGGAGCAGAAGGGGCAGCUAACUGUGUGUGUGUGUGUGUGUGUGUGCGUGUGUGUGUGUGCGUGUGUGUGUGCAUGUGUGUGUAUGUUCUACAUAUAUAAUUCCACAUUUUAUAUACAUUGGGAGUAAAUUCGUUUUUAUGCGGAUUGGGAGAGUUAUUUAAUAAACCAUGAACAUAGACAUGCAUUUACAGACUCAUGUGGUAUUUGUGUGACAUUUUAUAAUUACUUGAUAACCUAUUUCACACUGUGAACUGCAUUUUAAUAUACCCUCUUAAAUACUGUGAGAGGCUUUUAUUUGUGGUGCAUCGUGAAGCACUGUGAAUAUUAAUCCGGGUGAGUCCAGUAAGCACAAAGGAAUGAUUUUUUUUUCUCUUAAAGUCCUGUGAUUUUAAGAAAAUCCUGAUAACCAUGUUACAGAUAUUUGUGUAUAGAGCCCCUCACAGAAUGGUUAGCAUCACAUCCUUUGAUAUUGUGUCAAGUAUUUUCCAUAAAGUGUUAAAGUUUGUCAUUUUUCAUUUUGCUGAUACAUUGACAGAUGCAUGAUUAUGUACUGGUCGUAUCAAGGACAUCCAGCAUGUCGCCUUGUUUGGCUUCAAGUUUCGCUUUUUUAAAAAUGCAAAAU